Pyricularia grisea is the source of this 1728-nucleotide messenger RNA. RefSeq lists its product as uncharacterized. The coding region runs from base 1 to 1728 and encodes 575 amino acids. The transcript is spliced from 2 exons. Lineage: Eukaryota; Fungi; Ascomycota; Sordariomycetes; Magnaporthales; Pyriculariaceae. The record is from RefSeq and is a predicted model, not a curated record.
AUGCCCACCCAGUCAAAUAAACAAGCAAACUUAGACGUCACCUUGCUGUCGCCUUCCUCGUCCGAAAUCGCUCAACCACAGAUGAGGAAUCUCAACGACAGUCACAAAGCUGCCAUCGAGGCCAACCUGGCAUUAUUGCAAAAUGACGUGGACGGCAACAUUGGCCGGCAAAAAGCCAAAACGCUUUCUGAAAGCAUUAAGUACUUGCUAGGAAACAAAAGUCUUCGCAAUAUACUACUGGCAUACCUCGCCUUUGACGCAGGGCCGUACAAGUUCAACAAAGACACAAGACAGAAGAAGACUGGCCAGCUUACCGUACAGAACUUGAGGCACCAUUUCCAACAUCCCAUCACACUUGACGGCUCUAGCAAAGAAUGGGUUUCUCGACAGUUCGAAGCAAUUAGCCACGAUGUCAAACCUGACGAGGACUUGAUAUCCGCGUGGCUCAGAACGAUGACGCCCGGGGAAGAAACGUUGUUUGACGUCCUCAAGAACCUAAAAGACGGCAUGCAGAUUGGCGUUUGUCAAAAAGUCCUAGAAUCUCAGAUUACCAAGCUUGGGCUCGUCGAUUUGCACAGCAAGCCGAAAUUGUCGGCCGGCUGGGACGGACAUACCCCUCGUUUGAUCCGUGACGGUGCCGAUCUGUUCUUCCCAGAUAUAGAGAGCACGCCACAGGAUGACGAUUUCGCCCAGAGACUGGUGGAUAUAACGACAGGCAUGGCCAAAAACCGAGGGAAGAAGUCUGAAGUACGAUUUGCGGCCUACAGACUGGAGCCUGAAGCCAAUAGCAGUGAAAAGCUGAGGAUUGAAGGGACUGGAAGUGGCUGGCUUCAUGAGGCCUUCAACCAAUGCAGAAGCACACCAGCACCAAACCAGCCUCGAACCGUGGUGAUCGAUGCAAUCUGGCCCGGUUCGAUGUUGCGAAUGCCCGAAUUCGUGGUCAAGGAGGCUUUAACAUUGACAGGUGGAGGCGUGAGCCCAAAUAUGACGCCGAGGUUGGUUCUCGCCCCUACUUCCAGCUUCACAGACGUUCACAUCGACGGCGGAUCCCACGGCCUUGCCGUCAUGGCCCCAGGUGUGUCCAAGCUUUGGGGUUUGUGGCCAGGCACCGAGAAAAACAUCAGCACAUUGUCAAGGCUGAAAUGUGAAGCGGCGGCGAAAGCGCUUGAAAAAGGAGCCACGGAUGCGGAUUUCGUAUUGCCACAAGCUAUCGAAGAACUAGACGACGGGAUCUGGGUUGUCACUAACUCCCUAGAUCUUCUUCACAUGCGCCCCGGCACCAUCCACACCGUCUACACCAUGAAUGGAGGCAUCCUCGCUGGAUGCAACUUUGUUUCCGCAGAUGAUGUGAUGGCUACGGCUCGUGCGGUCGAUACGGUUUGGAGCGAAAAUGAGGCUAGGGGGAAGCAGAACAAAGACGACGAAUUUGGAUACUUUGUACAGGCUUUGGAGUUGUAUUUGGAGCGUGAGGGUCUGGAUAACGCAGAGAAUUCCCAAUCUGCCCAGAAUGCAUGCACGCAACUAUGCAAACGCGCCGCUCGCAUGCAACAGGUCAUACCACGCAAUUUCGAAAACAUAAGGGCUGUAGUGUUAGCGGGGAAAGAAGUUGAGGUGGAGAGCAAGCGAUACGAACGAGUGGUUCGGAGGCCGAAAGCGCCGAAAGCGCCGAGGGUGUGUAGGUCAUGUAUUAGGCCAUGGAAAGAGCACAAACAAAACGAUGCAAUAUAA